GUCAGAGGCACCGAUCCAAUCAGAGCUCACGUGAACUUUGAUAAAGUCCUCAGCAUCUCCACAUCAGCACUCUGACUGCUGGCCGGGGACGAGGCAGACAUGUGGAAACUGGUCUCAGUGGUUCUGCUGGUUUCAACAUGGACCAGCUGGGCGUUGGUCAGGGUCCCUCUGCGGCAGAUGAACACGAUCCGAAGUCAGCUGCGAACCAAAGGCCUUCUGGAGGCGUACCUGAAGGAUUACCACAUGGACACGUUUAACCGCCGCUACGUGCAGUGUUUCCCGCCCGGCAUCCCGUCUCUGCAGCUGGGACGCUCCAGCAUCAAAGUCUACAACUUCAUGGAUGCUCAGUAUUUUGGUAUUGUCAAGUUGGGGACUCCGGAGCAGAACUUCUCAGUGGUUUUUGACACCGGAUCAGCCGACCUGUGGGUGCCGUCGUCGUACUGCGUCUCCCAGGCCUGCAGUUUGCAUGAGCGGUUUAAGGCAUUCGAGUCGACUUCUUUCCAUCCUGAUGGGCGUACAUUUGGGAUUCAUUACGGAUCAGGACACUUGCUUGGUGUCAUGGGUAGAGACACACUCAAGUUGGGGGAUAUAACCGUGGUGAACCAGGAGUUUGGGGAGUCGGUGUAUGAACCAGGUACCACAUUCGUCUUAGCGAGAUUUGAUGGGGUUUUGGGGCUGGCUUACCCUUCCCUGGCACAGAUCCUGGGAAACCCGGUUUUUGACAACAUGAUUGCCCAGAAGACUUUGGACGCACCGGUUUUCUCCUUCUACCUCAACAGGAGAGCGAAUAUCAACAGCCCAGAGGGUGAACUGUUGUUAGGUGGAACUGAUGAGCAACUGUACAAUGGACCAAUCAACUGGCUUCCAUUGACCGCAAAAGGAUUCUGGCAAGUCAAGUUGGACAGUGUGGCAGUGCAGGGCGUCAGCUCGUACUGUCCUCGUGGUUGCCAGGCAAUUAUUGACACAGGAACCUCCCUCAUCGCUGGACCGACCAAUGACAUCCUCAGCCUACAGCAACUGGUUGGAGCCACGCCUACAGCCAUUGGCGAGUUUCUUGUGGACUGUGCCAGAUUGUCUAGUUUGCCUCAUGUGACUUUCAUCCUGGGAGCAACAGAGUACACAAUGACCUCUGAGCAGUAUAUCAGGAAGGAGAUGCUCGGGGACAAGGAGUUGUGUUUCAGUGGGUUCCAGGCUGUGGACAUUGUGUCCCCAGAAGGCCCUCUGUGGAUUCUGGGAGACAUUUUUUUGACAGAGUACUACAGCAUCUUUGACAGAGGACAGGACCGGGUUGGCUUGGCACCCACCAAGCUCAAAGUCGAAGCCUAACUCAUCAGUUAUCAAUAGAUAACAGCUGUGUGAUCAAUAAAUACGUCAAUUACAACAAACUCC
Thalassophryne amazonica is the source of this 1389-nucleotide messenger RNA. RefSeq names its product nothepsin (gene nots). The transcript has 9 exons. The record is from RefSeq and is a predicted model, not a curated record. Gene Ontology annotation, biological process: proteolysis. The coding region runs from base 100 to 1326 and encodes 408 amino acids. Lineage: Eukaryota; Metazoa; Chordata; Actinopteri; Batrachoidiformes; Batrachoididae. Gene Ontology annotation, molecular function: aspartic-type endopeptidase activity.